Messenger RNA from Acyrthosiphon pisum (pea aphid), 624 nucleotides. RefSeq lists its product as uncharacterized. The coding region runs from base 1 to 624 and encodes 207 amino acids. The record is from RefSeq and is a predicted model, not a curated record. The transcript has 2 exons. NCBI's taxonomy places the organism in Eukaryota, Metazoa, Arthropoda, Insecta, Hemiptera, Aphididae.
AUGUAUACAAAAGCUUUUCGUUUAAUUCAAAAUUAUUUAAAACCGGAUAAAAUAUAUGCUGACUUUGAAAGAGCCAUUCAUGUAGCGAUUUCCGAAGUAUGGCCUUCAGCUCAAUUAAAAGGUUGUCGGUUUCACUUGGGCCAAUCAUGGUGGAGGAAGAUACAACAGUUAGAGCUUUCAAAGGAAUUUAAAAAUAACGAUUCCGAAAUAGGCCAACCAUUAAAAUUGUUUUUUGGCUUAUCCUUAUUAUCGACCGAGGAAGUUAACGAUUCCUAUACUAAUGAGUUUAUAUCAUUAAAACCGAUUAAUGGAAAACUUGAAGAAUUCUUUGAUUGCAUACUUGAACAUUACAUUGAAAAAGAUAGCUCAUUUCCACCAACAAUGUGGGCUGAAUAUACCAGUAGUAUAGAACGAACAACUACUUGCUGUGAAUCAUUUCACAGCAAGUUCAACAGUUGCUUUUAUUCCGCACAUCCAAAAAUCUUUCAAUUCAUCGAUGUAUUAAAAGAAGUUCAAAUGGAAACAGACAGUAGUAUUUUAAUGUGUGGAGGUGUGUUGAAAUCAUUUUAUCAUACUGCUUCAAAACAUCGUGCUGCCGUGAAACAAUUAUUGAUCCGAGAAUAA